Messenger RNA from Diabrotica balteata, 1392 nucleotides. NCBI's taxonomy places the organism in Eukaryota, Metazoa, Arthropoda, Insecta, Coleoptera, Chrysomelidae. The record is from the annotation of a GenBank genome assembly.
AAUAUGGAAUUCCCUUAUUAAAAUCUGUUGUCCAAGGAUUGUGUCAUAACUUAGUAAACAUUUUUUUCUUUGUAAAAAUAUUGUUCGCAUAUGUUUAAUGUAUUCUUUACCUUGUUUCAGUGCGGAAUCGAAGAUGAUUCAGACGAUGACGAAUUGGGCGCCAUGAAAGACCUUACCAUCAACGAUUACAUCAAUACUAGCGUCAACACCAAACAGCAAAACGAUUUGGAAUCUCAACAGCGACUGGCCGUGCUCAGUUUCGAACAAGUCAACAGGCUCAAUGAAGUCAUGGACGAGGUGGUUUUCAUCCAUGGCAGAGGAAACUUCCCUACUUUGGAGAUCCGUCUCAAAGACCUCGUGAACGUCGUGAGGGAGAAACUAGAGGCUGAUACCUCUGCUGGGGGAGCGGGUAUGAAGGUAAAGGACAUCCGAUUAAAUGGUGGCGCCGCUUCCCACGUUCUGGCCACCGAAAGCCAACCCUACAACGAUCUGGAUCUUAUCUUCGGAGUGGAGUUGUCCAGUAUGCGGAAUUUCGACAGAGUCAAAAGUGCAGUUCUCAGCUCUUUAUACGAGAUGCUACCAGAGGGUGUAAAUCGAAAACGAAUCUCCACCUGCAGUCUGAAAGAAGCAUACGUAAGCAAAAUGGUGAAAGUGAACCAGAACAUUGGCGGUGACAGGUGGUCGUUAAUAUCCUUGGGGAAUUCCCGCGGUCGCGGUGUCGAACUCAAGUUUGUCGAUUGCAUGCGUCGCCAGUUCGAGUUUUCGGUCGAUUCUUUCCAGAUUAUCUUAGAUUCGCUGCUACUCUUCUAUAAAUGCAGUGAAUUGCCAAUUAGUGAGAACUUUUAUCCGACCGUAGUCGGAGAAUCUGUUUAUGGAGACUUCCAAGAAGCCUUGUACCACCUUCAGAAGAAACUUAUCUCAACGAGGCAUCCUGAAGAAAUUCGAGGAGGUGGUCUAUUGAAGUAUUGUAACCUUUUAGUCAAAAACUACAAACCUGCUAGGCCAGACUACAUCAAGAGUUUGCAGAGGUACAUGUGCUCCAGGUUCUUCAUAGACUUUCCCGACAUCUCUCAGCAAAAAGGCAAGUUGGAAAACUAUUUGUGGAACCACUUCGUAGAACCCGACGAAGAAGCCCUCCGCCAUCAGUACCUAAUGCUUCUACACGACGUAGUUGAAGAAUCAACCGUGUGUCUCAUGGGCCACGAGAGACGCCAAACACUCCAGCUCAUCAAAAAUCUAGCUUGGCAAGUCCUCUACCAAGACCAGCAGCGCAUGAUGACCCAACAGCCGCCUCCUCUUGUCUACGCCAACGGCAUCGUCUACGCUCCCAUCAUCCAGACCAACUGCUAUUGCACGUGCAAUACCACUUGGAUGCCGCAGUGCUGUUCGUGA